AGAAUUUGGAAUAAGCCUCGUAAGCAACCAUUAAGUAACUUUAAAUACCCUUGCUUAGUUGCCUUGGUUUAUUGUCGAGUACUCCACUUCUCUUUUCUUUUUUUUUUUUUGGCUUGAAAAAUUCCCAGAAAAAUGGAGAAAAAAAUGAAAGCCCUCCUUGAUACCAUCACCUUUCUUGUAUUUCUUUUCUUCGACUUUGUUGAUGUUGUUCUUUGUGUGGCAUACAAAUUACUCGAUGAGUUGUUUGAAGCUAAACCCUUUCCAUGUUAUUGCGGGAAAAAGUUGGAGACGAAGGAAUUGUCAGAGACCUUGUUUUGGAGGAAAAACGUUUUCCGAGGAAUGGGUUUCCUUAGUUUUGGGAGGAAAACAUGUGAAGCUGUAAAGAAAAGAGAUGAUGGAAAUAGAGGAGAGUUGGUGAAUAGGUGGUCAGAUUGUGGAUGUGGUUCCUGUGUUUCUUGGAUGAAGAAAAGUAAUCAGAAGCUUCAUGUCGUUGUUAAAGAGUUUCCACAAGUAAACAGUGAGGAUGGUCCAAGAGAAGAGGCAACUACUGAAAAUGUGAUAUUCUUACAUGGAUUCCUUUCUUCUUCUUCAUAUUGGACGCACUCAGUUUUCAAGUAUCUAUCUGAGCCUCUAAACCAUCAAAUCUACAGAUAUUUUGCAGUUGAUCUUCUGGGAUUUGGGAAGAGUCCAAAGCCAAAUGAUUGUUUAUAUACUUUAAAUGAUCAUGUGGAGAUGAUUCACAAAUCUGUAAUCUCUGCAUAUGAGUUGAGCUCUUUCCAUUUGGUGGCACAUUCCAUGGGUUGCAAUAUUGCUUUGGCAUUAGCUGCAAAGUACCCAAAGUUUGUCAAAUCAGUCACUCUUGUUGCACCUCCAUACUUUUGUGAUUCAAAUGAUGAAACAAGUUCUUCAAUAGCGCUCAACACAGUUGCUAAAAAAACACUAUGGCCACCACUAGCAUUUGGUAAAUCAGUUAUGUCAUGGUAUGAACAUGUGGGAAGAUUUUUUUGCUUCCUUAUUUGCAAGAACCAUACCACAUGGGAGUGGAUUUUCAAGCUAUUCACUCAAACAAGGGAACUCAACUUCAUGGUAGUAGAUUUAACAAGGCACACCCAUCAUUCAGCAUGGCAUAGCAUGCACAAUGUGAUAUGUGGAGGAUCAAAGUUUACGGAUGAUUAUGUGGGAAUUUUGAUUAAUGCCAAAGUAAAGGUUUGGGUCAUCCAUGGUGAUCAAGAUCUGACUGUUCCAUUAGACUGCAGCAACAACUUGAAGAUGAAAUUCCCUCAACUGAAACUCAUCAUUGUUCAAAACGUUGAUCAUGGGACUGUCAUUUUUCAUAGAAAGAGGGACUUUGUUAAGAGUUUACAACAUAUUUGGGCAACAUCUUAAAUAUGGUAAAUCAUCAUUUUAAAUACAUCUAUUUAAGGGUUGAAUUAUCUAUUAGAUUUGGUGUAAAUUUAGAAAUAAAUAAUAAUUUUCUAUUAUUAUUUAAUAAUAAA
Molecule: messenger RNA, 1496 nt
Organism: Gossypium arboreum
Lineage: Eukaryota; Viridiplantae; Streptophyta; Magnoliopsida; Malvales; Malvaceae
Product: probable lysophospholipase BODYGUARD 4
Exons: 4
Coding region: 133-1386 (417 amino acids)
Source: RefSeq, a predicted model, not a curated record